CUAGUAUUGAAAUAAAUGUCGCCGGCUCUGGCCCCUGGGAUACAAUUAACUGUAGUCGCUGGUGUCGCUAACCUGACGUUUCUCAGAACCGAGUCGCCAAUAAUCAGAGUUUGUUUAUCAGCGGGUGCCUCGCUGAGAGGAGCGAAUCUAUUUGAAACGUGAGCUGGUGGCUCUUUAAUCGUGGGCUUUUUAAGUCUAGCACUAUGCCCCCUCCGGGUUGUCACCCAGCUGCCCUGGGCUCCCGGCUGCACGGGACUAGUCUGGGGACUGCUCGUUAAGGCUAAGCUACGUGCUAAACAACGUGGCUCCGCGGCUAUUGGGAGCCGGCUAACUACAGCUAACGGAGUUUCUAAGCUGCUGAGCCGAGCUUCUGAAAGUCGCUAAGCCGAGCCUCCAUCGCUAUCAACACACUACAUUUAUUACAUGUACCACUACUGUUAAGGGAGGCAGAGGAGUAAGUAAACAUUAGACACUCGGAGCAAGAGAGAGCAGUGGAGCAACAGGGAGAGAGAGAGAAGACAUCGCUGCUGCGAGGGUGAGCUCAGACAGAACACAGAAUCACUAAGCACGAUAGAGUAAGGGUUGGUAUGUGCGAGUGUUUAACUACAGACCGGUGAUUUUAGCCGUAGUGCUACAGAGAAACAGUUGUGUUUUAGCAGCGGAGCUAAUUCGCAGAGCGACCACCACCAGUGGCAAGAAAACAGGAAAUGACGCAGUACGCUUACCGUAAUGACGUCAGUUGUACAUUAGGAAUACAUUAUUCCUUUUUUACAGACUUGCCCUUCAAUUUGAAGUAAAAAUACAUAAUUUACAUGAACAGAUACGCCAUGAAGAUAAAAAUAAUCAAAUGAGAGACUAUAACUAAAAUAUAGUUGUGUUUUCGUUAUUUUUAGGCGCUCUGACUAUCUAUACCGCUUUACCGUAUGAGGCAUUAGUAGACAUGCAACAAAAACCCGAGUGGUGGCUGGCUUUCCACAUGACGGCUCACUUUUCUGCAGUGGCAUAACUGGACGCGCAAAAAAAAAACGAGUUGCGGCUGGCUUUAAACAUGACGGCUCACUUUACUGCAGUCAAAUAUCUGUUAGUGUGCGCUUACCACUUUGAAUCCGACUGUUUUAUCAACUGGGGACAAUAUAACGCCGGAUUCUCGAACAGGUUGUUAUUUAAAGAAGGGUCUGUGCCAUCUUUCCAUCGCAAUACUGAAGACAAGGGAAAUGCAAGCACAUCUGUUCACGGUGCUAGGGUACAUCACGUAGCAUGCCAGACGGACCCACCAAAGAUGCGCACAUUUGGCACGCAGCUUUCUAUGAAAACACUGGGACCUCACUACAAAAGUACAGGCACCCAGAAAACUGUGCCCUGCACUGAUGUCGGUGUUGGGACCUCAAAUGUAAGAGACCUCGCUUGGAGGAGGGAGAGGAAAACCAAUGUUGUUCAAGUAUGGACUUCGGAAAGCCACUGGAUGCUACCUAUGAUCCUGAUGACUCGGUCACAGUCUUGACUGAGUCAGCAGAUGUGACAAUGGAAUCUUCCAACCCUGUUCAUAAGACACCCACAUAUAUUGUCUAUGAAAACUGCCUCCUGGAGCUGUUUGAGGUGUCUCCGGUGUGUCGGCGGGGGACAGAUGUGCAAACAAGAAGGGUUGGGACAUUCCUCUCUGUAGAACAAAAGUGCCCACACUGACAUUGUGCGAAGUUACACGGUGAUGGACCUAAGGACCAACACUAUUAUUGAUCUGCAGUUGGUUCAGGACUGUCCAAGAAACUGGUCAAGAUUUCCCAGGACAAAGAACGUGUGAAACUGAAGAAGUGGCUUCGCAGCAUAAAAAAACACAUCUACUGGACAGCCGCUAUGUCAACAUCAGGGCCAGAGAGAGUGGCAAAGUGGACCUCCAUCCUUAACCAUGUCCAAGACAUCCACUCCCAUGAAGACCCUGUUUUCCCCUAGUGUUUGCAUCCGCAACACACUUCUAGGGACAAGAGCAAAUGGUUGACAGCAGGGACACCAGCCUUCCGCAGAUUAGAGAAGAUUACUUGGAUAACCUGUUGGACCUCAUCUUUCACAAGGUUUUUCAGAACCCGGUCCCAUAUGUGAAUGAGGUGCUGAAGAUCUCAAUACCCGAGGAUCUCUCUGCCAAGGCUCCAGCGCUACCAUACCUUUACCAGCAACAGACUUUGCUCCAGUGACCUGUCUGUCAAAUGACUACCAAGGAAGACAGCAGAUUUCCAAAGAAGUGAAAGUGAGCUCAUCAGUCAAGGGAAUGAAAAUGACAGACUGCAAGAAAGUCCACCGUGUCAAAGAAGAACCCUGUUUAUCUGGAGGAAGAUGAGGCUCUUGAAGAGGCAAUUCAGCGUAAUCUACUAGAAGAGUGUGAUGGACCUGCUGUCAAUAUUUUAAAGUCAUCUAAAAUGCUGAGCAAAGAAGAAAUUGCAGGCCUUCUACAAGCUCACAGUGAGAGAGUUAUUACAUCGGGAACAAGACAGAUCUAUAUCAGUCGAGCCAAUGUUUGAACCACAGCCUUACGUGUGUUUAAGAGAACCAGUUUUGCAGAAAGCUGUGACAUGCUCUUUGUCACAUUUGCAAGCGAUGAACAUGAUGCUGAGGAAGAUGCUGCUGACCUUGGAGGUCCCAGACGAGAGUUUUUCCGAUUACUGGUGAAGGCUAUCUUCCAAGACAGUGGAGCUUUUGAAGGCACACCAAAUGGAUGCACACCAAGACUGAACAUUCUCCACUUGCAAAAUGGACUGUAUCGAACCAUUGGCAGGAUGAUGUCUACAAUAAUAAUACAAGGGGGUGAACAACCUGCAUUUCUGUCCCCGAGUGUAGUGGACUACAUUGUGUCUGGGGACAUCCUUCAAGUUCAUGUGACACCUGAUAAUAUAGGUGACCCUGAUUUAAGGGAGAACCUCAAAAAGGUUCAACAGGCAACCUUGCAGGACGAUUUGGAGAAAGCAGUCAGCUGCUGUGACUCAUGGCGAUAUCAAGUUGAGGGUCUUCCACUCGUAGUCACCAUGGCCAACAGAUAUGUGUUAGUGAAAAAUGCAGUUCUAUACCAUACUGUUGUGCAACGGCAGAGCUGUCUUGAUCAACUCAUUGAUGGCUUGUCCCACUAUGGAGUUUUAUCACUCCUGAGAGAGAACCCCAGCUUGCGUGUGCUGUUUCACAUACCAGGAGAGGACAAAGGUCUAGCAGCUGAUUUUGUAGCUGGUAUUCUCAAACCAAGCUACUCUGUACUGGGGAGCAACAGAAGAGCUAGGGAGGAGCUGAUGGUGGUAAAAUGUAGGGAGUUUCUCCAAUGUGUUGAAAAUAAAGAGCUGAGGGACACAUAUGGGGACAGGACUCUAACCAAGGAUGAGGAGGCAUUCCUUAAGACUUUGAGCCCUGGUCACAUCCUGGCGUUUGCUACAGGGAGCAGCAAAGUCCCAGCCAUUGGUUUUCAUCCAACUCCUAAAUUAAUAUUUAUUAAUGAUGAAGACAGACAUCUUCCCACUGCACACACAUGUGCAAAUGAGCUUCACCUUUUUGUGAACGCAACAACAAUGGCUGAUGAUGAUGGAUUUAACCACUGCUUCCUAGUAGCACUAAUGAAUGGAUCGUUAUUUAGCACCAUUUAAACAAAUGUCAGGAUUUUACUCUUUAGUUUCGGAUAUGUGGUGCUAUUACUAUUUUUGGGGUCUACAACUGGACUAAAGUAUUGUUGUGUUUUGAGACAUUUAACAGCUACCAUUAAAAGUACAAGUAAAGGCUUCUUUUUUUUUUGCAUGCACAACUGGAGCAUAAAUGUGCUGUCCUAGUUUUAAUUUUUACUGUAAAUCUACUAAUUUGCUGAAAUCAGUUAAUUUGUAAAAGAACCCCUGCAGUGUAAUACACCAAUGUUUAGUGCAGGGCCCUCCAUGUUUGUCAAACCAGGCUGCUGUGGUGUUCUGUGUACCCUCUGCCCCUCUCAUGGUAACAACCCUAAAACUUUCCACUACAGUCCAGUAGUUGAUUGUGUCCAUGUGUAAGUGUAUUUCAUAGAGGACAUAGUUUGUUCAUAUUAUAAAGCAGUGGUUUCAAUUGCAGUACAUAAGAAAGCUGAAAAAUAAAGACUAUACGGUAGCUUCUGUUUUCCCAUCUUGCACCACAUUAUCUUGUGGUCAAAUGUUCUGUUAAGAGCUCCUUUGCAAUAAAAAUGCAACAUUAUGUGAACAAAUCUUUCACUUCCUGGUUUCUGUAAAGUUAAGCUGUACCUGAACAAGAGUUUUUGACUGUUCCAAAACUCUAUUCCUGUUUGUGGAUGUUAAUUACAGUGUUAAGUGUUUACUUCCAUGAGGACUGUAUCUGACCCUUCUUUAUACUGUAAGAUGUUGUACUGUAUGAUUGGAAGGAUAUGAAAUCAGUCAUCGGAGUAAUAAAUGACUUAAUGUACAUUUACUCAAGUAAGGUACUCAAGUAAAAAUUUGGAGUACUUUUCAGAUUACAUUUUUGAAUUCCCCUCCUCACCAUUGAAAGCCAUGUAUAUUCAGAUUUAUUGAUAUUGAAUAUUUUGUGAUAAACUGAAGAAUGUAUUUGUUCAUGUGUUGAAAAAAAUCUUUCUCCUAUUCCUACUCCUCCUCAAGCUCUUUACAAAAGUGUACAAGUACAAUGAGGCUCAUGUUAU
Molecule: messenger RNA, 4639 nt
Organism: Pleuronectes platessa (European plaice)
Lineage: Eukaryota; Metazoa; Chordata; Actinopteri; Pleuronectiformes; Pleuronectidae
Product: G2/M phase-specific E3 ubiquitin-protein ligase
Exons: 16
Coding region: 2562-3614 (350 amino acids)
Biological process (GO): protein polyubiquitination; proteasome-mediated ubiquitin-dependent protein catabolic process; positive regulation of protein catabolic process
Cellular component (GO): nucleus
Molecular function (GO): ubiquitin-protein transferase activity
Source: RefSeq, a predicted model, not a curated record